CGAAUCCCAUCCAAAAUCAUUCAACAGCCAGACAACAUACAGUCCACAUCAAACAAAUUAAACUGAAAAACAGAAACACAACAAAUUUCGUUUGCAAAAAUGCUUAAGGAGGGUAUUUGGAAGCGUUCGAAUCCCAUUGUCGCCAAGGAUCACAUCGGAGCCAUUCUCCCAGCGACUGUUCGGCCGGAUCCCAUUGAGCAGCAGCGCGACGAGGAGCCGCCCUGCAUGAGCUACAUCCUCGGGUGGGAGUACGGCCGCAAGUGGCUGGAGCGACGGGACCACAUCAAGCGCCGCCAGGCCGUGGUUAAGUCUAUGGUUUUAAUAGUGCCGGACUUCGCCUGGUGGGUGAACCAGCGGCGACCCCUCUACGUGCGCAAGCAGCGCUUCCGUGCCAAGCCCAAGCCAAAGUCUGGACAGAGGCAUCCGAUGACCGCCUUCGCAGAGGGCAAGCAGCGGCGUGAGGCACAGGAACGCCAUAUACAGGAGUACCGCAACAAGUCCACCAUCUAAGGGAUCCAUUGCGGUUCCACACGAGCGACACACAGCGCACACUUAAACCAGAACACAGCAUCGACCAUCACCACACUAGUGACAAAAGCCAACCAUAAAUUUUCACAUUUUACAUUACGCCUAUGUGGGCGUGGCUGAAGUCUAUUCCAGAAACAUAUAUUUUAUGUCCCAAUGGCUUUACACGAAAAACACGAUUCUUCCAAGUACUGAGAUGCUUAAUGUUAAAUAAUAAUAAACGAUUAAACAACUUCAGGGACUAUCAAUAA
Drosophila obscura is the source of this 776-nucleotide messenger RNA. RefSeq lists its product as uncharacterized. The record is from RefSeq and is a predicted model, not a curated record. The coding region runs from base 100 to 510 and encodes 136 amino acids. The transcript has a single exon. Lineage: Eukaryota; Metazoa; Arthropoda; Insecta; Diptera; Drosophilidae.